This is a messenger RNA of Cynoglossus semilaevis (tongue sole), 700 nucleotides long. Its product is annotated as neuritin-like protein. The record is from RefSeq and is a predicted model, not a curated record. Gene Ontology annotation, cellular component: plasma membrane. The annotation marks the transcript as partial. The transcript is spliced from 2 exons. Gene Ontology annotation, biological process: neuron projection extension; nervous system development. Lineage: Eukaryota; Metazoa; Chordata; Actinopteri; Pleuronectiformes; Cynoglossidae.
UCUGGUCCCUGGUCCACAGGUCUGCUCCCUGUGAGGGACGCAGCAGUGAUUCCUGUGUCAUGUGACUCCAUCUACAAGAGCUUCGCUCAGUGUUUGCUGACACUCGGCGACAGUUUGGCAACAGACACCCAGAAAGACCAGAACACACAAGACAUCGACGCCAUCUGCAGGUCCUGGAACACGUUCCAUGUUUGCGCCAACUCAGCGCUGACCGGCUGUCCAGGAGAGGCAGCAGCGGUCUGGGAGUCUCUCAGAAAAGAGUCCCGAAAGGCGGAGUUUUCCGGAAACCUUUACGACGUGUGUGCCAGCCGCACGACCCUACCGCCAAGCACGGUGCCUGCGCCCGCCAGCCCCCCCACGUCUGACAUGACCAACCAGGAAACACUGAAGGGACACACACACACGCCCCGCCUCCACCCUGGUACACUGUGGUUUCCUGUCUGCAGCACACUGCUGUUCUUAACCAGGCCGUAGUCAGGGUGAUGUUCAGUCGGACAGCCGUAGGAAAACCGUGAGACGGGGCCUAAACAUUAAAGUUGAGUUUAUUUAUAAGUUAAAUUUCCUAAAGGAACAAAAACCCUUGUUUUCCCACAAUCUUUUUUUUUUGCAGUUGAGAAGCGAUUUAAUGGUUUAAUACGAAUGGCUUUCUUGUAAAGUUUAGUUUGAUCUUCUUUCUAUCAAUAUUUUGGAUUUUUACUAA